Solea senegalensis (Senegalese sole) is the source of this 2490-nucleotide messenger RNA. Its product is annotated as protein-lysine methyltransferase METTL21E-like. NCBI's taxonomy places the organism in Eukaryota, Metazoa, Chordata, Actinopteri, Pleuronectiformes, Soleidae. The coding region runs from base 700 to 1437 and encodes 245 amino acids. The transcript has 6 exons. Gene Ontology annotation, biological process: peptidyl-lysine methylation. Gene Ontology annotation, molecular function: protein-lysine N-methyltransferase activity. Gene Ontology annotation, cellular component: cytoplasm; cytosol. The record is from RefSeq and is a predicted model, not a curated record.
AACUUUUCUUUUUUGCUGCGUCCUUCACGUGAAAGCAGGCUCUGUAAAGCAAGACUAUCAAACCCGACUGAGGGAGCGUUUAUGUGUAUACAGCAGCAGCGCAGGGUCGGGCGGAGACGAGGUCAUGAUAAUUGUCCGUAUCUGUUAAACCUGGUUUAGGCAGGAUUGUUUAGUGUUAUUGGCCGUGUUAUAUAACGAAAAUAUUAUAUUUAUAUAUUAAUUUAUUAUAUUUAAUUUGAAAGAGAACGUGAUUUUCUUGUCUCUCUUUGGUUAGAGAGCUUUUAAAUAAGGUUUAAAAAGUGAAAGGUUACACGUGUGGCUUCCUAGUGAAAUAAAGGUACGAACCAGAAGAGACGGGUGACGGGUGAAGCUGUAGACCAUACCUGACAUUUUAUCAGCAAGUGGCUGGAGAUCUCCGGUUCAGCAGCCUGGCUGCAGCAGGUGUUGCUGUCAGUCACAUUUUCAGCAUGAGUGAGUGGGUUUAAGCGCAGCCAUGGAGUGCGAGAAAUGCUAAGAAACCCGGCCUCUGUGUGCAACUUAAAACCAUAGAAGGUGACGGCAAAGAUCUCCUGCCGGAGAUCCAGACUCCGAUCUGGAUCCAGAGAACAUCAUCUGCAUCAGCUACAAAGCCGGGACGGCUGUCGGGUUAGGUUUUUCUGCUUUGGGUGUCCCUGCCCCCGUGCUUGGACGUCUUCGGACAUGGACGCUCAACAGUCCAAGGCUGUGGAGGAAUCUAAGCGUGAACAAGAAGCAGAGUUGGCUCAAACAAUAAUGGCUCGGAAUUUCCACCCGUCUGUCAUCGGCCCGGAGGCCUGGGAGGGCUACAUGUUUUCUGAUCUGGAGAUCCGCAUCAAAGAGUCCACAGACCUCUACGGAGCCGUACUCUGGCCUUCGGCAAUGGUGCUGUGCCAUUUCUUGGAGACCAACCGAGAUAAAUACAACCUGACAGACAAAAAUGUGAUUGAACUGGGUGCUGGGACUGGACUUGUCACCAUUGUAUCAAGCUUGUUGGGUGCUAAGGUGACCUCCACUGACCUACCAGAUGUCUUGGGGAACCUCCGGUACAACGUUGUGCGCAAUACCAAGGGUCGAUGCAAGUACAUCCCAGUGGUCACUGAGCUGAUUUGGGGUGCGGAGGUGCCGAAGCGUUUUCCUCGCACCACACAUUGUUUCGACUACAUCCUGGCAGCCGACGUGGUGUACGCACACCCGUACCUGGACGAGCUGAUGGAUACCUUUGACUACCUGUGCCAGGAAAACACACACAUUUUCUGGGCCAUGCGUUUCCGCCUGGACCCAGAGAACAACUUUGUGGAUCGCUUCCAGCAGCGUUUCCACCUGGAGGAGCUGUAUGACCUUCCCAGCCUCAGUAUCAAACUGUACAGAGCCUGGAGGAGGGACAAGAGGACCACAGACCACAGAGAGACUGCUGCCUAAAGUCUGAACACAGACUGACAAUACAAUGUAUGUGACUGCCAUCUGAUUUAUUAACUGUCCUUAUUGGAAGAGUGUAGUUGUUGAGUAUUUUUAAUGAAUCUUGUCCAAAUGUCCCAAUACCUUUCUACUCUGAGACUUUUUGCAUGAAUUAUGUUAUGUCAGGUAGGCAAAGUAUGACUUACCUCACAAAAUCUAUGCCUUCUUAAGUCUAGAAUGUCUUAAGAAUAACUUUACCUCUAUCCCAUAAGUAAUAUUCUCCAAAGUUGGAGCCAUCGCUGCUGUUUAUUUAUCUUGAGUUAGUCAUCAGGGGAACAUUAACAACUGGACUGUUAGCCUACUAGCAUGACUGACAGCUGAUCAUUUAAGUACAGCUAAAUCUGUAUCUUAAAAUAUAAAUGUGUGUGACCAUGUGGCAAACAUGCAAGUCAUGACAUCGCCCAUAAAAAUAUGAACUACCGCUUUUAAGCUUCCAGAAUCUCGACUUGGGGUGGGGUUGAGGUUUCACAUCAGGAAGUUCAGAGACUCUGGUUGGAUGAUAAAUUGCACAAAACUGACAACAUGCUCUGUUGGAGAACUGAAACGGCAAUUAAUACCAGCGAGUGUGGUCAUUUUCCCAUAGAUUCCACUCAAACUGACCUGAGCAACUAUUGAAUAGAUGGCUAUUCAAUAUCAAAUUGCUACUUCUUGGUUAGCUUCAGCCAGAAAACCAAAAGUCUACAGCCUACUAAAUUAAAAUCUCAUGGUAAUGGUUAAGUUGAGGGGUAAAGGUUAAAGUUAAGGGCUAAUGUUUGAGGUAGGGGUUACAAGAGAUGGUAAUGCCAGUUGGCUAACUGGCCAGCCAGCUAGCUAGCUAGAUAGAUAGCUUGUCGACCAUGUUUACACAUCUCAGGAAACUGAUUUACUGUAUGUUAUGUUCUAUUUUGACCCAACUAGCUUUGCAUUCAACGGGUAAACGGAACUUUAGAGUUGAUGAUGAUGAUGUACCUUGCUCCCAAUCAUAUCGGCUGGUUAGUUGAUUUUUUUUAUUUUCGUCUUUACUUCAUCAACAAUAAA